AUGGCCCCAAAACCCAAAUCCAAAAAGCCCGACCCAAACCCGCAACCAAAAACCACAACCCCAAACUGGCCACCCCUCCGCCCACUCCUCCCGGCCACCGAUCUAACCCUGACCCCCGUCCUCCCGGACCAAAUCUACCUAAUCCGCAAUUUCCUCCCAGGCACCCUCUGCAAAACCUACACCUCAUUCCUCGCCUCGCUACCACUAACCACAACACCGGGCGCGCCCAAGAAAGACGAGGCAUUGCGCGUCAACGACCGGUUCCAGAUCGACGAUGCGCGGUUCGCGGAGAUGUUGUGGAGCACGACGGCGCUGAAGGAGCUUGUCACGACGCGAUUUGACGAAGACGAGUCCGACGAAGAUGACGGUAGUCACUCGCCUGCUCUCGGUCUUGCUGAACGCGCGCGACAACUCUGGGGCGGGGAGCCGUUGGGGUUGAAUCCUAAUAUUCGCAUUUAUCGAUACUCUGCAGGACAGUUUUUCGGACAACAUUACGACGACGCCAACAAUAUAACCCUCCCCCCACCGAACUCACGCUCAAAAGCAACACCCGCGCGCACGACCUGGACCCUCCUGAUCUACCUGACGUCCUGUACAGGCGGUGAAACGAUCUUCUACCCGGAGCCGACGCGCGCGAACCGUCAUCCGGAGCCGAUAGCUGUUGCGCCGGAGGUUGGGAUGGCGCUGUUGCAUCGACAUGGUGAUCAUUGUAUGAUUCAUGAGGGGGCUGAGGUUACUGGUGGGGAGAAGUGGGUUUUGAGGAGUGAUUUGGUUGUUCCUAGGUGA
Messenger RNA from Penicillium roqueforti, 786 nucleotides. RefSeq lists its product as uncharacterized. The transcript is spliced from 2 exons. The record is from RefSeq and is a predicted model, not a curated record. Gene Ontology annotation, cellular component: endoplasmic reticulum. NCBI's taxonomy places the organism in Eukaryota, Fungi, Ascomycota, Eurotiomycetes, Eurotiales, Aspergillaceae. Gene Ontology annotation, biological process: peptidyl-proline hydroxylation to 4-hydroxy-L-proline. Gene Ontology annotation, molecular function: L-ascorbic acid binding; procollagen-proline 4-dioxygenase activity; iron ion binding. The coding region runs from base 1 to 786 and encodes 261 amino acids.